CCAGGCUCACUGGCUCACACGAGCUGAUUCAAGAGCAAGAUCAAGACGCGUGCCUUGUACUCUCUACACUCAAACUAUUUUCGGACUACGACUCUUUGCAAGAUAACUUAUCCAAGCCAAGCGUAUCCACCAAGACAAACGAUGUGCACUGCAAUGGAGACCGCAUACUCUGACAUCGACAGCUCCAGCUGCGACUACUUUACGCUCACAGAUGACGAAACCUCACACAGCAGCAUGCACUCUGCCUCCCCUGAAUCACUUGGAAAGCCCGCCUCUCCCAUGAGCGACAGCCAGGGCAGCUGCGUGCCUGAGCAGCAGCAGAAGAAGAGACGCAGAGGGCGGGCGAGGAACGAAGGAACUGUGCAUGUUGUCAAGAAGAACCGCCGCGUGAAGGCAAAUGACCGCGAGAGAAACAGAAUGCACAACCUGAACGAUGCUUUGGACACCCUCAGGGGCAUCCUCCCAGCAUUUCCAGAUGAAACCAAGCUCACCAAGAUCGAGACUCUGCGCUUUGCGCACAAUUACAUUUGGGCACUCUCCGAGACCAUUCGAAUUGCUGACCUGACCCAAAACAAGUCGCGAGAUAAGCCUCUCGUUCUACCGAGCCUGUCGUGCGUAACCGAAGCUCCAAGCCCCGGGAGCGAUGCUGGCUCUUGGGGUUCCAGUGCAUCGUCUUCUUCCUCGUCCCCGGCGUAUUGCACUUCCACCCCCAGCAGCCCGGCAGCAACAGAUGAUUACGGAUUUCUGCAGACAGAUGUUAUGUACAGCUACCACAGCUUUGCUUCGAGCGUUUAUUAACAACAGUAGCCUGCAUUUUAGAUGUUCGUGCGGUCAUAACUGAGAGGGUUUUGACGAUGUUUCCGUUAUUUUGUGAAGAGAAAACGGAAUGAGACGGUUCAUAUUCACUAUUUGCCUUAACCACGUCUCUGUGGGUAUUUUAUACUGUUGAUUUUCUAUUUACAUGUUCUAAUAUUCGAUUGCAUAUGAAAUAACUUAAUUUCCCCCCGAGUUUUGUAUAAUUAUUUUGCUACGUUUAUUCGUCCAAACCCUUUGCACUUUUGCAGCGCAUUCAACACAGGCUACUACUACAGGUCCACUUCACAAUAUUGACCCCAACCUCAAGAGUAUUAUAAUUAAAAAGAACAAGACAGAUUUGCUUUUGCAGACUGAGGUGAAAAGUCAAUUUUACAAUUUGUAGAGUGAUAAUGCAGAAAAACGAGCGUGGAAAUUCAGUUUCAACGGUCUGACAAUGGAUUGAAAGGCCGUCAAAAGACAAGGACCUGGCCUCAUGCAUUAUAUAUUUU
This is a messenger RNA of Osmerus eperlanus (European smelt), 1304 nucleotides long. RefSeq names its product neurogenin 1 (gene neurog1). The record is from RefSeq and is a predicted model, not a curated record. Gene Ontology annotation, biological process: positive regulation of transcription by RNA polymerase II; axon development; forebrain development. Gene Ontology annotation, molecular function: E-box binding; DNA-binding transcription factor activity, RNA polymerase II-specific; protein dimerization activity. The transcript is spliced from 2 exons. Gene Ontology annotation, cellular component: nucleus. NCBI's taxonomy places the organism in Eukaryota, Metazoa, Chordata, Actinopteri, Osmeriformes, Osmeridae. Bases 142 to 798 code for a protein of 218 amino acids.